AUGGGUCUAUCGUACGAAAAAAUUGAUGCGUGUAAGAAUGAUUGCAUGCUUUUUCGUAAACAACAUAAUGCUUUGCAGAAUUGUAAAGUUUGUGGGUUGUCCAGAUGGAAGAUUAAUCAAUCUACUAGUGCAAUUCGUAAAAAAGUGAAUGGAAAGUUUAUUCCCAAUAAGGUGUUGCGAUAUUUUCCAUUAAAACCGAGGUUGCGAAGACUUUUUAUGUGUUCCAAAACCGCUCCAAUGAUGACUUGGCAUAAAGAUAAUAAUUCUGAAGAUGAUGUGAUGAGGCAUCCGGCUAAUUCAAUGAUAUGGAAGACCUUCGAUAACUUGUAUCCAAAUUUUGCAGCAGACCCUCGAAAUGUGCGACUUUCUUUGGCAAGUGACGGAUUCCAACCCUUUGCUAACGGGAAAACAUCGUACAGCAUUUGGCCAGUAAUUCUCAUCCCAUAUAAUGUCGCUCUCACUAUAUGUAUGAACACCAGCAACUUUCUUCUAUCCAUGUUAAUUCCCGGACCAAAGGGUCCGGGAGAUUGCAUUGACUUAUAUCUUGAGCCACUUAUUGAAGAGUUGAUGGAAUUGUGGCAUACCGGUGUGAAGACAUACGAUGCAAGCAAAAAACACUUUUUUAACUUGCGGGCAGCUCUUAUGUGGACUAUUAAUGAUUUCCCCGCAUAUGCAAAUUUAUCCGGAUGGAGUACAAAAGGGAAAUUUGCAUGUCCAUGUUGUAAUCAGAACACCGCAUCAUUGAGGUUGACAAAUUAUCAGAAGGAGUGUUACAUGAGUCAUCGACGAUUCCUCCCGCCUAAUCAUCGUUGGUGCAAAGAGACUGAUACGUUUGAUGGGCGUACUGAGCAUAGAGGUCCUCCUAUUCUACUAUUGGGUUCCGAAAUUCAAUUACAAGCACGAGAUCUAAAGGAAAUUUGUUUGACAAAGUACAUGCCCAAGAAAACGAAAUUGAUUCAUGAAUCCCGGGGUGAUAACUGGAACAAAUUUAAAAAGACCAAGGAUGGGAUUAAAGCGAGAAAAGAUUCGGUCAUAUUGAACAUAAAGCAUUCCUUACAUCCUGUUGAGGUUGAUGAUGUUCUUCGGUGUCCAGCAGCCCCUUAUAAACUAACAGCAGAACACAAGAAACGAUUAUGCCAGUUUUUGAAAGAUGUUAAAAUGUCGGACGGUUUUUGUUCAAAUAUUGGCUAUCGAUGGAUGUAUCCAGUUGAACAGUAUAUGAGCACACUCAAGAAAUACCUAAGGAACAGGAACUCUCCAGAAGGUUCAAUUAGCGAGAGUUACCUUGUGAAUGAGAGUAUGAGCAUGUGUGCCCGAUAUUUGGAGGAUCAAGAAUCAAGAGAUGCCUCGAUACAAACUAGUAAUACAUUGUCCAUAUUCUUUGCUAUGGAAGAGCUAUCUAAUGGCACGUCAUACACAUAUCAACCAGGGGAUCGUCAACGUGCUCAUUCCGAUUUCAUGCAAUCAUAUCAACCCAAUAUUUCCAAUGAAGAACGGGAUAAACAAUACGUUAGUUAUUUCAAAGGAAAAGUUGAACAAUUAAUCGAUGACUCCGAUAGAACAAUGAAUCUUAAGAUUUUAGGUGACGGACCCACAAUAUACACUAAAAAGUAUAACUCAUGCAAAAUAAAUGGAUACAAGUUCAACACGGAGAAACGCGACGAGAGCUUGACCACCCAAAAUAGCGGUGUAUUGGUUGUUGGAAAUAAUGGGGCAGCGACAAUUAUCUACUAUGGAGUGCUCAAUAAAAUCAUAGAAGUAUCGUUCUUUAGUGGAAGACGCGUGGUUCUCUUCAAAUGUAGAUGGUUUGAUGUUCUUCACAAAGAUCGGGGCAUUAAGGUUGACAAGUACGGUUAUGUUAUUAUCAAUAUGAACAGGACUCUACGAACUCAAAUGAAUGACCCAUUCAUAAUGGAAUGGGUUAAAAUCGCACAUUUUUCUAAUAUACAUUACAUUCUCCACACACAUACUAAGAAACCAAGUCUACAGGAUCUAAAUCCGGAGAUCCCCGAUAUUAUUAUUGAGAAAGUGAUAAGUGUGUCUGUGUUGCGCACUGCUAUAGAAGAAGACCCGACUAGAAAUGAACUGCAGUUGAGAGUGUACGCUUUCGGGUGUCAAGGACAUAGUAGAGUUGUAGGUAUGGGGGCAGGCGUACGACCAACAUCGUUUAGAGCAGAUGCUCGAGGUUCUUCGAGAAGUUAUCAUCGCACAGACACUCAACAAUUACGCGAGGACAACCAAGUUCUACAAGAAGAAAUGCGCAAAAUGCGAGAGGAACGAGAAGCAAAGAAGAUAGAGCUGCGAGAGGAGAUUGAGGCUCAAAGACGACUAUCGCGUGAAGAGAUUGAUGUUGAGAGACAAAUUUAA
Molecule: messenger RNA, 2367 nt
Organism: Impatiens glandulifera
Lineage: Eukaryota; Viridiplantae; Streptophyta; Magnoliopsida; Ericales; Balsaminaceae
Exons: 7
Coding region: 1-2367 (788 amino acids)
Source: RefSeq, a predicted model, not a curated record